AUUCAAAGAAUGAGACAAAUGACUAGAAGAUCCAACUUAGUUUCAAAUUUGAGAAUUUCUCGUCAACGAGAAAAUCUAUGAGCCUAGUGAUUAUGAGGAUUACUUACGAGAGCACCGGCUUUUUUUAGUAAAUAUAUGAGCCUAGUAUUCCAUAUUUGUUUCGAUUCGACCAAUCGAAAUCCAAGAAUGGGAACAAUAAUGAAUGUUUGUGUUUGUCUGGUCUUAUUAGCAGUUGCUUUUAAAGGUUUGAUGAAUGCAAAUGCAAUAGAUAAAUGGUCAGAGUUUGCAAUUAGUGAAGCCACCAUAGAGAACAUACAAGAAGCCUUCACCCGAAAGGACCUCACUUCAAGACAACUCGUUGACUUUUACUUACAACGAAUCGAGGCCCUCAAUCCCAUACUUAGCGCUGUAUUGGAAAUCAAUCCUGACGCGCGAGAUCAAGCGGACAAGGCUGAUUGCGAGAGACUAGAAGAUCACGACCGUUCGUUUCUACACGGGAUUCCUGUUUUGAUCAAGGACAGCAUCGCGACCUUUGAUAAACUCAACAAUACGGCGGGGUCGUAUGCAUUGCUUGGGUCAAAGGUUCCACGUGAUGCGCACGUGGUUUCUAAGCUCAGGGAUGCUGGUGCUAUCAUUCUUGGCAAAACUACUCUCUCAGAGUGGUAUGGGGUUCGUUCUACUGCUAUGCCAGAUGCUUGGUGCGCUAGAGCUGGAUUUUCUUUGAAUCCUUAUGUGAAAUCCAAAAGUCCAUGCGGGUCUAGCUCUGGAUCUGCUAUUUCAGUGGCAACUAACAUGGUUGCAGUUUCUCUGGGGACUGAAACAGAUGGUUCAAUUAUCUGUCCAGCUGAUCACAACUCAGUUGUGGGGAUCAAGCCAACUGUUGGACUCACUAGCAGGGCUGGUGUCAUACCAAUUUCACCUCGUCAAGAUACUAUUGGUCCAAUAUGUAGGACAGUCUCAGAUGCAGUUCAUGUGCUUGAUGUAAUUGUUGGGUUUGACCCUAGAGAUUCUGAGGCUACAAAGUCAGCAGCUCAGUUUAUACCUCCAGGUGGUUAUAAGCAAUUCCUCAAUAAACAAGGCCUCCAAGGAAAGAAAAUAGGUGUUUUGAGGGAUCCAUUUUUGAUUCCUUAUGAGGGUUCCGAUGUCAUUUCCAUCUUUGAGGAUCAUCUGAAUAUUUUGAGAGAAAGAGGUGCAACAGUGGUGGAUAAUUUGGAAAUAGAAAAUUUAAGCAUCAUUCUCAACCCUUUCCAAAGUGGUGAAAUGGUAACCUUACUUGCUGAAUUCAAGUUGUCCAUCAACAAAUAUCUGCAGGAGCUCAUAUAUUCUCCUGUGAGGUCUCUAGCUGAGAUCAUAGAAUUCAACAUCAAUAACCCUCAUUUAGAAAAGACUAAUGAGUAUGGGCAAGAUUUAUUUAUUGCAUCAGAAAUGACCAAUGGAUUUGGAAAAAGGGAAAUUGAGGCAAUGAAGAUGGUGGAGCAAUUGUCACAAAAUGGAUUUGAGAAGCUGAUGAAGAAGAAUCGAUUCGAUGCAUUGUUGACCAUAGGCAUCGAUGUUGCUCCAAUGCUGGCAAUUGGAGGCUAUCCUGCAAUAACUGUCCCAGCUGGGUAUGAUAGUGAAGGAAUGCCAUUUGGGAUAUGUUUUGGAGGGUUAAAGGGAACAGACCCAAAACUUAUUGAAAUUGCUUAUGACUUUGAACAAGCCACCCAGGCAAGGAAUCCACCCCAUCGCUUCUCAUUCACAUGAAGAAAUUUAAGGACAGUACUUGACUUGACUCAUGGUUUAUGGUGAUUGCACAUUUGAUCAAUAAAAGCACUAUACCAUUAUCAGAUAUUUAAUUAUUGUUGAUGCAUGUCUUUUUACCUUAUUUUUUGACACCAUA
This is a messenger RNA of Cicer arietinum (chickpea), 1879 nucleotides long. RefSeq names its product probable amidase At4g34880. NCBI's taxonomy places the organism in Eukaryota, Viridiplantae, Streptophyta, Magnoliopsida, Fabales, Fabaceae. The record is from RefSeq and is a predicted model, not a curated record.